This is a messenger RNA of Exophiala oligosperma, 2264 nucleotides long. RefSeq lists its product as uncharacterized. Gene Ontology annotation, molecular function: L-ornithine transmembrane transporter activity. NCBI's taxonomy places the organism in Eukaryota, Fungi, Ascomycota, Eurotiomycetes, Chaetothyriales, Herpotrichiellaceae. Bases 342 to 1388 code for a protein of 348 amino acids. The record is from RefSeq and is a predicted model, not a curated record. Gene Ontology annotation, biological process: mitochondrial L-ornithine transmembrane transport. The transcript has a single exon.
GUUGCAGGCAACGUCGGAAACCCCUCCAUGACUAUCACGACAAAAUAUCGCGCGAUGUCGGGUGCAAAUUUUGUUUCUCAUGCAGUCUAAGAUGUGCUUGCGGAUCACUCUGAACCAUUCACAUGUCUCCGAGGAUCUGAUAAGAUCCUGAAAUUCUCGACCUUGGUGACAGCGUCACUUAGCCUCUACCAAACGACACCGCUCUUCAAGACGCGCGGCUGCCCCUUGAGAAGAGUUUCACCUACUCGACGCUCUCACAGAAAUGCCCUUACGAUAGCAUUCGCCCUGCCUGUCUAUUCUUUCCGCCCAAAAGAAGACCUCUACUGGUCUAGGUGGUCUGGAUGGCCGCUUUCAAAGAUGAGCUCUCACCUGUGACCGGCCUCGAGAAGGCCGAAGCCAUUCCGCCUCAACCUGAACUCACCGUACCCUCAAGCCAGGGUAUAGAAGCGUUGAAGGACAUUGUCUUUGGGUCAACAGCAGGAAUACUAGGGAAGUUCGUGGAAUACCCUUUCGAUACAGUUAAGGUCCGACUUCAGUCUCAGUCAGACCAUCCUGGAAUCACUCGAUUGCGGGGUCCUCUCGACGCAUUUUCCGCUGCAUUUAAGAGUCCAGAGGGUGCCAUUGUGUCUCUGUAUCGAGGAAUCAGUGCCCCUCUGCUGGGAGCGGCGAUUGAGACAUCGUCACUGUUCUUCAGCUACAGGAUUGCCCAAGAUCUCGUGGUUGCGGCGUCUCCGACACUUCGCGCACAGCGAGACCAACACAAUGGCAAAGUUGAACUUCCAUUCGGCGCCCUACUCGGUUGCGGUGCCGCCUCAGGAGCAUUCACCUCUCUUCUCCUGACACCGAUCGAAUUGAUCAAAUGCAAGAUGCAAGUGCCGAUCGCUCCCUCCCAUCUGGCAUCAAACUUGGGAUAUACUGCAACGAGGCCUCCUGGCCCCAUCGAGUUGAUUCGGUCAGUGUUCCGGAGUCAAGGUGUAUUGGGUUUCUGGCACGGACAAUUGGGCACACUGAUCCGUGAAACGGGCGGGUCAGCCGCCUGGUUUGGUUCUUACGAAGGUGUCAAGAUGCUGUUCCGACAAUACGACACUUCGAUUACUCAAAUUGCAGAUGUCAAGGUCUGGCAACAGAUGGUUGCUGGUGCUGCCGCGGGAAUGUCGUACAAUUUUGUCUUCUAUCCUGCUGACACGAUCAAGUCACGAAUGCAAACCAGUUCAACUGAGGGUGUGGGCAUCAAGAGGAUGACUUUCGCGGCCACUGGAAGGGCUCUCUGGCACGAGCAAGGCCUCACUGGUUUCUAUCGUGGUUGUGGUAUUACCGUCUUCCGGUCGGCCCCUAGCUCGGCCAUAAUCUUCAGCAUCUAUGAGGCCUUGAGACGCUAUUUCGGCUAGACGUUGGCAUGACUUGCCUUUUAAGCGAACAUGCUCGACUCUGGAUGCCCUUUGGAUCUCGUUGAAUGGCCCACGACAGACAUCGCCAUCACCACGUGCGUUGAAAACCCAGACGUGUGGGAGACACCACCCUCAGCAUUUGCUUCAUUUCCGGCUUCGGAUCCUCUUCUCUCUUAUUCGGCGACUUUAGGUGCGACGAGUUGCCGAUUUCCCAGUCAGAAGCACGCACCUUUUGUCCAUCAUUCGGACCCUAGAGAACCGCAUUUCUGGAAAUAUUCAAUAUUAUCGUCGCUCCUCAGUGCAGACGAUUUGCCAUCAAACAUACCAAAAAAUGUGGAAUGAGACUGCUCGGAUGCUCAUACCUCGCUUGUUUAGCAACGUACGUCGCCGAGGUGAAGCCAUUGCAUUCUGGGGACCUUGAGCAUGAGGUCCAAAAAAGUGACGAGAUCUACGGAGCACUUGGAGAUUCAUGUCACCCUUUUCCUCUGGUUUAUCGCGAUCGAGACCUCUUUCUUAUCCACAGACAAGAGACACCUGGUCAGUGGUAUGGGAAUUCUAUCCGAUAUGGGCAAACGGCUAUUGCACUGUUCUCAACAGCUGGUACAUUGGAGAGCUGCCUGAAGCCAGUCUUGACCAUACAGCCAGAGAUUUGUUUGGCCCAAGCACGCAAAACUCGAUCAUUUCUAACGUUUUCAGCAUGCAUUUGCAUUUCAGCCUCAUCGGUGUUUUGGCCUUAUUUCUGAGUGCGCAUUUGAGCAGCAUCACAGACCAUAGAAACGAGAGAGGGAGGGAGCAAAAAGUGGUCGAUAUGAAUUAUGAGCAUAUAGAUGGAGAUAGACUAUAUUCAUUAAUCGAUGUUUCCCUAAACAUGAACGA